GUACCUCUAAUAACCUACUAGUCUUCUCUCUCAAUUCCUCCUCUUAAACUUUUAAUUCUUCCCGUUACAUCUCUUUCUGCCCAAAGACAUAUUACCAGCCAUGUUCAGGCCAGUUCUUGCUCCUCCUAUUAGGCAUCAGCAGCGGUGGCGAGAGAGCUCAGCACGUUUGAUAGCCCCUUUGACCCUAUGGAUUUGUGUUACUUUGAGUCUAAAGUAUGGCUACUAUGGAGAUUGUCGCAUGGUGCUUGGACCCAGCUCAUCAAGAUUGAUGAAAGCAAGCUCUGUGUUCGUUAAGCAGAUUGAAGUGAGAGAUGAUGACAAGAAAGGUGUUCUUCUUUAUGGGUUUUCUGAGAUGCCUGAAUUGAGCUUUGAAACAAAUUGGAGCGUUUCAAAUUUUUUGAUCAUUGGAUCUUACGGCCGCAAGGGGUUUUCUCUGUGGCUGAACAAAGGUUCCAGGAUCCAUAUGAGAUUGGAAAUUCAGAGUAAAAGUUCGAAUCAAUUCCAAGUGGUUAUGGUUAAGGGAGAACGAAAAUUCCAAACAUUGCUGCCUAAACUCACUACUUCCUCAGAAUCCCUUACCCUCACUGACACAAUAACUGGUAAAGCUGCUAAAUACAGUAUUGAAGAAGAUGACAGGUAUUAUAUUGGUGUCAUCAACAUGAAUCACAAAAGCAUAUUAAUGACAAUGACUGUAAACGUUACCUCCAAAAUGUAUGACCUAACGAAAGCAAAGAACGUCUGUUCAACAUUAAAGGGAUCCUGCCGGCUCCAGCUCUUGUUUCCCAAUACUCAUUAUGUCAUACUAACAACUCCCAGCAAUGGGGAUCUAGAUGGAUGGUACAUUGAGCUCUCUUUUGUCGCUCGUGUGUUAACCUACAUAGCAAUUUUAGGAUUUAUCAUAAUCAUUAUUUUUCUAGUAUUGAAAUACCUCGGAGCCUGUGAUGGUGAGGAUAGCUUGGUAGAUUCAGCUACAAGGGAAGUAUCUGAGACUGACCCUAUAAUACCUGAGAAAACAGUUCAACACACAUAUGGAACAAAUGAGGAAGAUGAUGAUUCAGGAUCAUCUAGCAGCUCUUCAGAGGAUCUGUAUGAUGCCAAAUUAUGUGUUAUUUGCUACGAUGACCAACGUAAUUGCUUCUUUGUCCCAUGUGGACACUGUGCAACUUGCUAUAACUGUGCUCAGAGGAUUAUGGAGGAGGAUAGCAAGAUGUGUCCAAUAUGUCGCAGGCUUAUUCACAAAAUUAGAAGACUAUUUAGCCCGUAGAGCUAAAAUGAGCUAGGCAAUUUGUGUGAUUGUGUUUGAGAAGAAAAUUAAUGAAUGUUGAGGGUAUAGGAUUUUUUUUUUCCAGGAUAGGUUGAGUGUUCAUGAAACUGACAAAAGGGUAUUCAUGGUCUUAUUACUUAUCUUUGUGAAAUGGUCACCAAUUUGAUAUCGGAGAAGAUUGUAAUUUGUCCGAUGUGUAUUCCAAUUCUGAAGAGGUUUCAAUCCCAUCCAGAGAAAUUAACCUGUAAUUCAUAUUUUUUUGCACUAGUAGAAUAAAUUUUCCCUUCAGAAUGGAAACCUGAAAAUCAGGUUCUUUGAAACC
Mangifera indica (mango) is the source of this 1586-nucleotide messenger RNA. RefSeq names its product E3 ubiquitin-protein ligase APD2-like. The transcript has 7 exons. Bases 101 to 1264 code for a protein of 387 amino acids. NCBI's taxonomy places the organism in Eukaryota, Viridiplantae, Streptophyta, Magnoliopsida, Sapindales, Anacardiaceae. The record is from RefSeq and is a predicted model, not a curated record.